AUCAUGACUUCCACGCUCAACGGACCCAUCAUUCCUGGGUUUGCUCCAGAUCCGUCCGUGACUCGCAUUGGCGACACGUUCUUCCUUGUUAACUCGACUUUCCAUUUGUUCCCUGGUCUUCCAAUCUAUGCUUCCAAGGAUCUUGUGAACUGGACUUUGAUCGGCAAUGCCAUCAACCGUAAAUCACAAAUUUCAUUGCGCCUCUCCGACACAAAACUGGAACCUCAAGACGAUGGAACAGUAAUGCUUGCUACGGGAGGUCUCUUCGCGCCGACCAUCAGACACGACUCGAAAUCCGGAAAGACACAUAUCAUCAACACGAACGUCAUCCACCCCGAGGAUGGUGGGAAAGACAUUCCCAAGAACUUCAUCCUUGAGACCGACGACAUCUGGUCAGACAAUUGGAGUGACCCAGUCUACUUGGACUUCGAUGGCAUCGAUCCUUCGAUUUUCUGGGACGAAGAUGGCAAAGCCUAUGUCUGCGGAAGCCAUGGUCCAGGUCCAAUGACCACAAUCGCUUUAUUCGAGGUUGACCUGUCUACAGGCAAGAAGUUGUCCGAUGAGAAGAUCGUUUGGAAGGGUACAGGAGGUAUCUAUCCAGAAGGUCCACACAUCUACACAAAAGACGGCUACUACUAUCUGCUAAUCUCCGAGGGCGGCACCUUCAAGGAUCAUAUGAUUACUGUCGCAAGGUCGGACAAGAUCUGGGGUCCUUAUGAUGCAUAUGAGAACAACCCGAUUCUCACCGCAGCGGGGACAGACAACUACGUCCAUUGUACUGGGCACUGCGAUAUGUUUCAAGACAACGAAGAUCGAUGGUGGGGUGUCUGCCUUGCGAUGCGGAUGAGAGGUUCGAGAUUCCACAUGGGUCGCGAAUCUUUUCUGGUAACCGGGCAUUGGGAACAAGGCGGAUGGCCCAAGCUUGACACGGUCGAGGUGACAUCGUCACACAAGUUCAAGACUGACGUUGUAAAGACAACAAAGACCGGCUUGGACUGGCUUUAUAUUCGCGAUGUUAAUCUCGAGCACCACAGAAUCGAGGGCUCAACCAUUCACCUAACUCCAAGCAAAGCAGACAUUUCACAGUGGCGGGAGCCCGUUUCGUUCGUCGGUAAGCGCCAGAGGAAGCUGCAAGGCAGCGCUUCGGUGACUUUGGCUGUUCCAAAGACAGGUUCAAGCCGCGCUGGUCUCGUCAUCUACAAGGACGAGCAUCGAUACACUCGACUCUACUACAACAGUAGCAGUAAAGCCAUCUGCUUUCAAGUCGUCAACAACGCAAAGAAGAUUAGCAGAAACGACAAGCAGGAGAUCUCAGACCAGACUUUCGACAUCAAACUACUGAUCGAGUACACUGAAGACAAGCUUGUCUUUCAGUACGAAGAGGAGAAAGGCGUGGUGAGGACGCUCGGGACUGUUGACACAGCAGAGUUGUCGAACGCAGACUUUGUCGGUCCUGUCAUCGGCGUGUUCGCUGUAUCAGACGAGGAAAGGGAUGAGAUUGUGUUUACCGACUUCCAAAACGAGCGAUAA
This is a messenger RNA of Aureobasidium uvarum, 1530 nucleotides long. Lineage: Eukaryota; Fungi; Ascomycota; Dothideomycetes; Dothideales; Saccotheciaceae. The record is from the annotation of a GenBank genome assembly.